This is a messenger RNA of Chrysochloris asiatica (Cape golden mole), 915 nucleotides long. It is a transcript of the gene PRR16, whose product is annotated as proline rich 16. The record is from RefSeq and is a predicted model, not a curated record. Bases 1 to 915 code for a protein of 304 amino acids. Gene Ontology annotation, biological process: positive regulation of translation; positive regulation of cell size. The transcript has 2 exons. NCBI's taxonomy places the organism in Eukaryota, Metazoa, Chordata, Mammalia, Afrosoricida, Chrysochloridae.
AUGUCAGCCAAGUCCAAGGGAACCCCCUCCUCGUCCUCUCCAACCGAGGGGCCGCCUGCAGCUUCCAAAACCAAGGUGAAGGAACAGAUCAAGAUCAUCGUAGAAGAUUUGGAAUUAGUCCUGGGCGACCUGAAGGACGUAGCCAAGGAACUUAAGGAGGUGGUUGACCAGAUUGAUACCCUGACCUCUGACCUACAGCUGGAGGAUGAGAUGACCGACAGCUCCAAAACGGACACCCUGAACAGUAGCUCAAGCGGCACAACAGCUUCCAGCAUAGAGAAGAUCAAAUUGCAGGCUAAUGCACCUCUCAUUAAACCCCCAGCACACCCGUCUGCUAUCCUCACAGUCCUGAGAAAGCCAAACCCUCCACCACCCCCUCCACGGUUGACACCUGUGAAGUGUGAAGACCCCCAAAGGGUAGCACCAACUGUCAAUCCUGUUAAGACCAAUGGCACCCUUCUGCGAAAUGGAGGCUUACCAGGUGGACCAAACAAAAUUCCAAAUGGCGACAUCUGCUGCAUACCCAAUAGUAACUUGGACAAGGCUCCAGUGCAGCCAUUAAUGCAUAGACCCGAAAAAGACAGAUGUCCCCAGGCAGGGCCUCGGGAAAGAGUACGGUUUAAUGAAAAGGUGCAGUACCAUGGCUAUUGCCCUGACUGUGAUAACCGGUAUAACAUAAAAAACAGGGAGGUCCACUUACAAAACGAACCUAUCCACCCACCAGGAAAGCUUCCUCACCAAGGCCUUCCCCUUCCUCCUCCACCCCACCUCCCGCCUUUUCCACUAGAAAAUGGGGGACUGGGAAUAAGCCACAGUAACAGCUUUCCCCCUCUCAGACCUGUAACUGUGCCUCCUCCCACUGCACCAAAACCACAGAAGACGAUCUUGAGGAAAUCAACCACUACAACAGUGUGA